CCAGACAAAUUAGAGAAUGGACACCUUAAAACUCUGAAAACAGAACUAGCCAAGAAGUAUGCCAUCACGGAACUGGAUGGAUUCUGUAUCUAUCUGUACGGUGUGGUGUUGAAAAAGCUGGAUUUACUGAAAGAAGCUAUAGAAGUGUUUGUUGAUGCGGUGAACUCUGAACCACUGCACUGGGGGGCGUGGUUAGAACUAGUGACCCUCAUCAAAGACAAAGAGUCUCUGCUGGCACUUUCCCUCCCCAAUCACUGGAUGAAGCAUUUCUUUCUGGGUGACAUUUACCUGGAACUGCAGUUGAAUGAGGAGGGACUCAAGAUUUACCAACACCUGAUGGAUAAAGGGUUCGUCAAGAGUUCCUACAUAGUGUCACAGGUCGCCAUGGCUUACAACAACAUGAGAGAGGUAGAUAUGGCAGUCAACGCCUUCACUGAGCUGACAGAGAUGGACCCCUACAGACUGGAGAAUAUGGACUACUUCUCCAAUACUCUCUACAUCAAGGAAAUGCGGGCUGAUUUAGCUCACCUGGCUCACAGGUGUUGUGACAUUGACAAAUACAGAGAGGAGACCUGUGUAGUUAUAGGUAAUUACUACUCUCUGCGGCAGCAGCAUGAGAAGGCAGUGCUGUAUUUCCAGAGAGCCCUGAAGCUGAACCCCCAGUACCUGUCCGCCUGGACUCUGAUGGGGCACGAGUUCAUGGAGCUGAAGAAUACGACAGCCGCCAUUCAAGCCUACAGACAAGCUAUAGAAAUCAACAUACGAGAUUACCGAGCCUGGUAUGGUCUGGGACAGACGUAUGAGAUCCUUAAAAUGCCAUUCUAUUGUUUAUAUUACUACAGACAGGCCCAGAAAUUAAGGCCAAACGACUCAAGAAUGGCCAUGGCACUUGGUGAAUCUUAUGAGAAACUAGAACGACUGCAGGAGGCCAAGAAAUGCUUCUGGAAGGCCCAUGUAGUGGGAGAUAUGGAAGGAAUGGCCCUGAUUAAACUCGCAAAGUUACAUGAGCGCCUAAAUGAGGAGGACCAAGCAGCCUCAGCAUACACCGAGUACAUCAACGAGGCCAACAGAAUGGGGACGUUCAGUGCAGAGGAUCAGAGUCAAGCCUACAAGUACCUGGCUAACUAUCACCUGUUGAGGAACAACCUAGAUGAUGCUUACGCUGCCGCCCAGAAGUGUACAGAGUUCCCCGAGAGGAGAGAGGAGGCCAAGGGAAUCCUUAAAGAUAUCCAGAACAGGCGGGCCAGGAGUGAGGGGGCGUACCCCCACCCCGUCAGGAUGGAUGACAGCCUGGGCUCCAUCUGUCCCGACCCCCUCAACAUCAGCACCAGGACCCCCUCCGUGUGUCUCUCCCCCGUCAAUCUCAAGUUUGAUAUCGGCGACGACUGACCAGGAACUAUUUUACAGUGUGUUCAUAGACUGACUGACAACAAGCUUUUUGCCAUUGUGAUGAAUUGGUCAUCUAUUGUGUUUGUGUAGUCCUGAUAAGAUUCAGUUGGGUUACCUAGCUCACAUGAUGGUUCAUUGUAAUCAACCAGACAAGAACUGUGCAAUCUUCUCACAGCAUGUACUGACCCUGUAGUUUAUUAUGACACCAGAGGUCUGUUCAGCAGAGUUAACACUGUAACUAUUGUGUUAUAGAAAGAGGGAAAUACGGGGAGUUCCUGCUGUGCUAACCUGGCCUCAGUUGUGAUUUGAUUUAUAAAUUGUUUCAAUAAAAUGGUUGAAUGUUUCGAUAAAACAGCCCAUUCUUGUCACAGAUGGUUAUUGACUUCAUGGAAUCUUA
Molecule: messenger RNA, 1786 nt
Organism: Magallana angulata
Lineage: Eukaryota; Metazoa; Mollusca; Bivalvia; Ostreida; Ostreidae
Product: cell division cycle protein 23 homolog
Exons: 11
Coding region: 259-1389 (376 amino acids)
Biological process (GO): cell division
Molecular function (GO): protein binding
Source: RefSeq, a predicted model, not a curated record